Messenger RNA from Psilocybe cubensis, 621 nucleotides. RefSeq lists its product as uncharacterized. NCBI's taxonomy places the organism in Eukaryota, Fungi, Basidiomycota, Agaricomycetes, Agaricales, Agrocybaceae. The transcript is spliced from 2 exons. Bases 1 to 621 code for a protein of 206 amino acids. The record is from RefSeq and is a predicted model, not a curated record.
AUGCUUUUCGGCAAGAGUCUCACCUACACGAUUGCCCGCAUCCCAGUACACGCUCAUGCGAUGCAGACCUUCAAAUCUAUUCCUCCCUUCUAUGCCCUUGGUAGCCUCCGCGCUGAUAAGGGCACACUACUUGCUUUGACCGAGCUACCCACCGACAAUGGCAAUCAUUUAAUGUCACAACACGAAAUAGGACUUAGCCAGGUUCCCCACCGACCACCCGAGGAUAUCGAUAUCCUUCCCCCUGUGCGCCGGACCCCACCUGACGCCGCUGCUAAGCCUCCACGACCAGCCCCAUAUCGUCGGGAAUUGACCCCUGCGAUUGCAAGGACCAGUCUCCUUGUUCCACGGCCUGCGGGAGAGAUGGGUUCUCCUCGCCGCGGUGGAUUCAGUGUUGAACAAGAGCUUGGGUGGGAGAAAAAGGAUUUUAAUGCGCUAAAGACCUUGGUCAACGAACACGUUGCAAACGUUCUGGAUGCAACAAAGCCUUUCUCUGAGCAACCCGCUGACAGGCUGGAUGAUAUCAAACACCUGGUACAGUAUCUUGAUAAAUUAAUAUCAUGGAGUGUCGCGACUAAGAAAUCCCCAGACCACGCAGAAAUAUCCUCAUUUGAUCAAUUAUGA